CUGCGUUGUAUCAGGAAACCUGACCAAGAAGCCCCAGAGAUGCUGCUCCUGGACACCUCAAGUUCCCUCGGGGACCGAAUGCUGCCCAUAGUUGGUGUGAUUGGACUUUACUGGAUUCUGUGGAUUAUAUACGCCCGCACCCUCCAUCCUUAUGCCAAAUAUCCAGGUCCCUUCCUGGCAUCAAUUUCUCGGUCCUGGAUUGUGAUGGAGGUUAUCCGAGGACAGUCACAUAAGACACAGGCGGAGCUGCACAAGAAACACGGCCCAGUCAUACGUAUAGCCCCAAACGAAGUUGCAAUCUCGGAUCCCGCAUCAGUCAAAGAGAUAUAUGGAAUUAAUUCAGGGUUCAGCAAGACCGACUUCUACACUCCCUGGAGACCCAGCUUUGCUCGCUUUCCCGAUCAUUUUACGUCAACAGACGAGAUUAUCCACAAAGAACGGAGAAGAAUCGUCAAUAGUAUUUACUCAAUGAGCAGUAUUGUAAAGUUCGAACACUUUAUUGAUGUAUGCACUGAGCUGUUCAUGACUAGAAUGGGAGAGUUUGCCCAACAACAAGAACCCGUUAAUCUUGCAACCUGGGUACAGUGGUACGCCUUUGACGUUAUCGGCGAGCUAUACUUCAGCUCGAUGUUCGGAUUCAUGAGAGGCCGUUGCGACGUUCGAAAUUAUAUUGCCUCUCUCGACACACUGCUCCCUGUUCUAUGCAGUGCUAGCGUGAUGCCAGCCUAUGCCCGGACGCCCUUCCUUGCCUCGGGGGUAUUGCUCAGCUCGGUAAGGAAAGUACUGAAGGCUUUGACCAAUAUUGAACAAGCGUCGGCAACGUGUGUCCGAGAAAGACUGCAAUCCAGGUCAGAUGAGGAUCAUUCGAGAGCAGAUAUCCUUAACAAACUACUUGAAAUCCACAAGCAUAAGGGUGGUCAGCAGGACUUCAUGAUGACGGAUGUACAGACAGAAGCUUAUGGUGGGCUGUUUGCUGGUAGUGACACGACAGCUGCGGCCCUUUCCUCUAUACUGUACUACCUUAUGAAAAACCGGAACGUUUAUGAAAAACUCCUUAAAGAGAUAGAUAGAGCAACAGCUGCGGGCAGGCUUAGUUAUCCACGCAUCAAAUACGCCGAAGCAAUGCAGCUCCCGUACCUGGUGGCGUGCUGCAAGGAAGGGAUGCGGAUGCACCCCAGUGUUGGGUUAACACUUCCUCGGGUUGUCCCUCCAGGAGGGUGCCAGAUCGCAGGCAAGUGGUUUCCUGGAGGACUGCGUGUUGGCAUAAAUGCUGCAGUUAUCCAUUUCGACAAGACCAUCUUUGGUGAAGACGCCGAGACCUAUAAUCCGGAUCGGUGGUUGCGUGAAGACGCGGCUCAAAUGGAGCGACACAUGUUUCAGUUUGGAGGAGGGACACGAACAUGUCUAGGUAAAAAUAUCUCAUUAUGCGAAAUUCAUAAGCUAGUUCCGGAGCUUGUCCGGUUGUACGAAAUAAGGCUGGCUGAUCCUGAAGAGGGGUUCAGAUCUAUGAACCAUUGGUUCAACAAGCCUUUGCCUAUGUCGGUGCGGAUUAGAAAACGAGAUAAUACUGUAUAAUCGGACUCCUGAUCAUCAGCCGGGGGGUUCAUGUGCUCAGGUCGCUGUUUGAUAUCGUUCCUAAGUGCUUCAUGAAGUUGUCACCAGUAGCCAUAAGUUAGGGCACAGAAGUCAUUGUGAG
Aspergillus versicolor CBS 583.65 is the source of this 1696-nucleotide messenger RNA. Its product is annotated as cytochrome P450. NCBI's taxonomy places the organism in Eukaryota, Fungi, Ascomycota, Eurotiomycetes, Eurotiales, Aspergillaceae. The transcript is spliced from 7 exons. The record is from RefSeq and is a predicted model, not a curated record. The coding region runs from base 40 to 1575 and encodes 511 amino acids. Gene Ontology annotation, molecular function: monooxygenase activity; heme binding; iron ion binding.